CUAUAACAACCUAAUCAAAGGCAAAUAACAGUAAAAAAAACUCUCUCCCCCCAAUUCCUUUUCUCAUGGAACAUCAUCAACCCACAACCCAAAAUUUAAAAUUUGCUUAUUUCCCAAUUAUAAUCAAGAGAGAACUUGUUUAUGUAACUAUUUUUCUUGUCAUCUUAGUCUCUUCCUUCUUGUUUGUCUUUGAUUAUAUAGCUCCUUUUGAUCCCCAACAACUUUUCCGAUUCGGGUUCCUCUCGGAUUAUGGAAAUAGUAAAAGAUCACCAAUAUCAAACGAAAUUUGUGACUACUCUAAUGGAAGAUGGGUUCGAGAUGAGAAUUACAAGCUUCAAUCAUAUGAUGAAACAUGUCCAUUUCUUGAUCCCGGGUUCCGGUGUCGGCAAUGCGGAAGGAAAGAUGUUGAGUAUCGGAACUGGCGAUGGCAGCCUGAAGGCUGUGAUAUACCGAGAUUUGAUGCAACAGACCUUCUUGAAAGGAGCAGGAACGGAAGAAUAGUGUUUGCUGGAGAUUCUAUUGAGAGAAAUCAGUGGGAGUCAUUUCUAUGCUUGCUAAGCCAAGGGAUUUCCGACAAGUCAACAAUUUUCGAAGAGCGCGGAAUCCCCAUUACUAAGCACAAAGGGUUCCUUUCUAUGCGUUUCAGCGACUAUAACCUCACCGUCGAAUACUAUAGGGUACCUUUUCUAGUACGCGUUGGCGGGCCACCACUUAAUUCAUCGCCUAACGUGAAAAUGACCGUCAAGGUCGACCAGUUACACUGGUUUUCUAAAAAAUGGGUUGGGGCAGAUAUUUUGGUUUUCAGCGGAGGUCAUUGGUGGAAUGAAGAUAAAACAGUUAAGAUGGGCUGCUUCUUUGAGGACCGAGGAAAAGUAAACAUGUCGAUGAAUGUGAUGGAGGCAUUUCAAAGAUCUUUACAAACAUGGAAGUCAUGGGCACUAGAGAGUUUGGAUCCUGAAAGAAGUCAUGUUUUCUAUCGCAGCUUCUCGCCCGUGCAUUACAGGAAUGGGACUUGGAAUACUGGGGGUCGAUGUGAUAUCGACGUACAGCCAGAGAUAAACUACACGGGUCUGCGAGCUGAGCCAUUGAACAACCAAUUGAUUUCUACUAUAAUCAAACAGAUGGAAUUAGACCCCAAAAUUAAAAAUGUCAAGUACUUAAACAUCACAUAUUUGACACAGUUCAGGUUUGAUGGUCACCCUUCCUUCCAUCGGGAGUCGGGAACUCCAGUUCAUGCUCCACAAGAUUGCAGCCACUGGUGCCUGCCCGGAAUACCAGACAUAUGGAAUGAGAUUCUCUAUGCUCAUUUACUGUCGAUGCGAUUCAGAAAGAGGUGAUCUUACCUGGCCAAAAGAAGAGCGGACAAUUUCCUGCUUGUUGAUUUGAAAGACGUCAUAUUUUCGGGGUUGUAUAUAAUUUUGAUUCCUCCUAAGCUAAUCCUUUUGAUUUUCAUCUGCAUCAA
Mercurialis annua (annual mercury) is the source of this 1462-nucleotide messenger RNA. Its product is annotated as protein trichome birefringence-like 8. Bases 66 to 1337 code for a protein of 423 amino acids. The transcript is spliced from 4 exons. Gene Ontology annotation, cellular component: Golgi apparatus. Gene Ontology annotation, molecular function: O-acetyltransferase activity. NCBI's taxonomy places the organism in Eukaryota, Viridiplantae, Streptophyta, Magnoliopsida, Malpighiales, Euphorbiaceae. The record is from RefSeq and is a predicted model, not a curated record.